Messenger RNA from Rhipicephalus microplus (southern cattle tick), 1630 nucleotides. RefSeq names its product MFS-type transporter SLC18B1. The record is from RefSeq and is a predicted model, not a curated record. Gene Ontology annotation, biological process: transmembrane transport. Gene Ontology annotation, molecular function: transmembrane transporter activity. NCBI's taxonomy places the organism in Eukaryota, Metazoa, Arthropoda, Arachnida, Ixodida, Ixodidae.
AGCCUGCUGUGAGCAUGCCAACACGGGCACAGAUGGCAAUCUCCAAAACCGAGUUGAAUGUCGACGCGGCUGGGCUAGCAGUUACUUCUUUCACUUGGGAAGCGUUGACAUUGUAGUUCGCGUGCUUGAUGAGACUCGUGAAGAUACGCGCUGAAACAUACAAGCAGUGAUCAUUCUGUUAGAGACUCAUCGUCAACCCUGAUAGCCGUUCGGUGAGGAGUGGCGCAUUACAGAACGAACCGAAAAAACACUUAAAGAAACAAUGUUCAAGCAACGACGUUUUCCCUCAACGUGCGCGAAAGCUACGGUAUAACCGCGAUUUUAUCGAAAUGCUCUCAUCGGAGUGUGGAAGCCCUUGGAGUGCUGAAUGAUGACGUCGGCAGCUGUCGGUAAUACGGAGAAAGAGAAUGACAAGGAGCUGUCGCCGUUGCUGGCUGACCAGCCGACGUUCUCCGGGCGGACUGCUGCCUACGGCUCGCGACAGGAGCGACACAGUGACGACUCCGACGACGCCAUUCGCUACUUCGUCAGACUCGACGAAAGCCGCCUGGGAUCUCGGUUGAAGAGAACUGUGGUGCAGAUUAAAAGACAGUCGUGGUGCGUCCCGUACUUGAUCGGGACGUUUUGGUUUUCUGCGCUCUUAGCUGUGCCGAUCACGUUCUUCCCUAAAGUGGCAUCCGAGAAAGGACUACCACCGUGGGAAUUUGGACUUGCGUUUUCAGUACGCAAAGUAUUUGGUAUGCUCGCACCGGCUGCAUCAUUAGCUAUGAUAUCCUAUCUGUCCCCAAAAUGGGGCAUUGUGAUAAGCCAGACAGUGUUUGGAGUCCAAGGAAUCUUAUUUGGGUUAUCCUGCUUGCUGAUUGACAAGGUCGUCUACCUAGGAGUCUCGUUUGUCGGUUUUAUCAUCAUGGAGUUCUUCAUGAUCUGCAUGAGCAUAUGCAUGGAGACAAUCCUUGCCUCCACUCUAGAACAAGACGGAAACCUCUUCUUGGGUGCUGAGCGAAGCCUCUCGGAAUUAGGAAUGAUGCUGGGAUCAGUUGGAGCCGGAGCCCUUGUAGACGUAUCGGGAGACUCGGUGCCUUACUACGUCUUCGGUGGUGCAUUGCUGGCCGUCACGCUUCUUGUCGUCAGGAGCCGUCACGAAACAAGAGACAGCAGCAAUACUCAAUCAUCGAUAAGCGAUGCUGACGGGAACCCCGAUCCGAAUGAACAAAAUCCGGCCCGAAAGACCCUCUGGGCUCUACUGCUGAACCCUUGCUUCAUGGUGGACGUCUUCAGUCGAGCCUUGUGUUGGGUUACUGCGGCUUUCAAUUAUGCAACUCUCGAGCCACACAUAGCACAGUUGCAAGAAUCGAAUGCAUCGAUCGGUGCCGCUUUCAUGGUGAACUACUUCGCUUCCGUCAUCGCAUACGCCACCAUGUGCUCCUCAUAUUCACGGAAGUUUGAAAAUUUCUUGAUUUUCGUUGGGUCUGUACUCAUGGCAACCUCUUAUCUCAUUAUCGGACCAGCACCCUUCAUACCAGUGGAAACGAGCUUCGCUCUCAUAUGCGUGUCACAAGCUCUGCGAGGAUUUGGCGCUGGCUUCAUCAUCAUCUGCGCCUACAGCAAUGCCAUGCGCGUCGCUGUGUAA